UCUUUCACUUUAGUUCAUGUAGAGAGAAGAAAGGGAGAAGAAAAGAAAAAGAGAGGAGAGACAAGCUAGGUCUGAAAUCCCAAACACUCACAGACACAUACACCACAGCAAGCUCCUCAGACACACAAAUAUAAAUAUACACUGAAUCCGAUACAAACACACUCACACCAUCUCCCUCAUAUACACUUGUAUACGGGCGGCAGUAUGUUUUUAAGGACCCUGCUCCAGGCUCUCUGGCUGCUGCUGGUGUGUGUGUCUGGGACACAGGGCUAUGAGGAUGAAAUUGAGGUGAACUACGCAGAUACCUUCUACAAUGAAAUCUCUGAAGGAGAGUCGCUGGAACCCACGCCCACACCCAUCCCGACGGUCCCCUGCAAAUUUCCAGACCUGACCAAGUGGGACAAGCUGUUCUCCAUGCUGGAGAACUCCCAGAUGAGGGAGAACAUGCUCCUGCAGUACGCUGAUGACAUCAUCAAGGUGGAGAUGGGUGCGCUUCGCGGGGAGAUGCUCAGCUUUGUAGCACAGUACGGGGGGGGCUGCAGGGUUGCCGUGGAGACAGCAGGGCAGAGGAUGUCCCUUCAGAUGGAGUCUCGUCUCCGGGACACCUUGGAGCGCCUGAACCUGAGGGAGGUCCGCAAGGAGGACCACCAGGGGCUGCUGCAGCAACUCCUCUCGGCAGCGCGGAUGCAGGCCACCCGCCUCUCGAAGCUGGAGAUCAGCUGCCUGGGUCACCACACAGGGGCGGGAAUGUCCCCAGGGUUGGGAACACCCCUGGAGACCAAGGGGUUCCAUCCCCAUGCUCAAGCAGCAGCAGCGGGGCUCCAGCAACAGGAAGUGACAUCAGAGGAAGGGGUAGCGCCACUAGAAAGGGCACUGGCGGCCGUGGUGAUGGAGCUGAAGCAGACGAGGGCAGAGCUCGCGCUGGUGCAGAGGGUGAACCAGCGGAGUUAUCUCCCUGCUGGAUGUGAGACGGCCCUUCUCUUCCCCAUGCGUUCCAGUCGGAUCCACACCUCCGUCACCCCCGACCUCCCUCUCUCCCUGUCCUCCUUCACCAUCUGCCUGUGGGCUAAGCCCAUCAGCCUGUCCAACAGAACCGUGCUGUUCUCUUACGGAACCCGCAAAAACCCCUACCAGAUCCAGCUCCUGCUCAGCAGAAGUUCCGCCCUCUUCACUGUAGCAGGGGAGGCACACCUGGUGGAGGGGCAGGCUGUGGUGAAGGAGGGUGGGGCCCCGGGCUGGACCCACCUGUGCGGGGCGUGGAGUUCUGAGCAGGGCUUGGCAUCCCUGUGGUCCGACGGGAGGAAGGUGGCCUCCACCCCUGGGGUGGCCGAGGGGCAGGUGCUGUCCGACGGAGGCUGUCUGCUGCUUGGGCAAGAAAAGAGUGCUCGAGUCCAGGGCUGGGUCGAGAACGUCUCGGACGCCAAGCUGGCGUUCGCCGGAAAAAUGACAGGAGUGAACGUGUGGGACAGAGUGCUGGCGGAGGAGGAGAUCUCCCAUCAGGCCUUGCAGGAGGGCAAGGGCUGCCAGCAGAGGGGGAACGUGGUGGCUUGGGGAACCACAGAGAUGGUGCCACACGGCGGUGCUCAAUUUAUCGACUAAACUGUAUUCUUCAUCCUCAUCCUCGUCAUCAUUAUCCUCGUCAUUAUUAUACAAACGUUAUCAUUGCCACAGCACCUGAAACGUUGCCAUGGUACCAACAACUGAGUCUUCAUCUUUAUCAUCUUCAUCCUUAUUUUCAUCCUCGUCAUAAUCAUCCUCAUCUUCAUCAUUGUAAAGACUGAUGGCAAGCAACCAGCCAUACUGGUAGCCUCAAAUGAAGAAAGGACCAAGCUAAGACUGUGACAUACAGCUGAAACCUCCCUGCAAUGCUCAGAGGGGUUGGAGGCAGUUCUGGAGUAAUGCACACACACACAAUAUCACACAAACAAAGUGAGAAGCAUUAGGAUCCAUAGCCUUAGGAGACAAACAGCGUUCAGCAAAGAUUUUCAAAGGAGAGAGACAGAGAGACACACACAGACCAUUGUGUGGAAGAAGAACUCUCUGGGAGAGCUGUGGUUGAGCAAGUGAAAGAGUAACCGCUGCUCAGACCUGCUGGAGUGGAAUAUGGAGGCCAAAGGAUCUGAUCUUUGGUUUGGGUUCCAGGUCACAAUAAGAGUUAGGGUUAAUGUAAGGGUUAAGUUAUGGUUUACUUUUAUAAAAAAAUCUACAUACUUAAAGAGUAACUUUAGAAGCCUGGCUAGACUGGCAUGGCUAUUUAAAUGCUUUGUAUUUCUAUUGUUCAAUUAUUUUCCCCCCAAAAAAGUGAAUUUGUUCAUUUCUAUCAUACUUCUAACUUUCUACUUUGAGGGUUUACAUGUGUAGGUUUGUUUUUAAAUGUGCCUUUUUAUGUUUUAUUCCAAAUAUGUGUGAUGUUUUGUGAUUGUUUGCGUGACCCAUUCGUUUUGCGGUGGAACGAUUUGAAAGGUGAAACUGUGGACAAUGUUUACAUAGUCUUUUGCAUUCAUCUUCUGCUCAUGUUGUGGAACAUGUAUCAUAAUGUACAGUACAUUGGGAAUCCUGUGGAGAGGUUAAAAAUGAAUGUAUAUUGUACAUACAUCUUGUAUGCAUAUUCUUUUCUUUUGCAUAAUGUAAUAAUGAUUUGAAAAGAAGUGGCAAAUAAAACAACCAGUUACAGUAAAUAGCUUUAGCGGAUGAUAUGCUCCUAAUCCUGACUGGAUUACCAUUUUUUUCUGAAAGCAGAGGAUGGUAGCUGGACGAAGGGCGAUGUUUGACGUACCUUCCUCAGCCUCUGUCUGUGAGUUAAAAUGAAGUCUCUGUGUUUGGAAACAGAUUCCUGCUGUUUUACAGUACUGAAUCUCAGUCCAUGGUUAGUCCAUGUGUAUGUGUGUCUGAUAAUGAGUUGUGGGGGGUUUACUGUAGCCGACUAUAAAACUUAAACAUUUCA
Hypomesus transpacificus is the source of this 2944-nucleotide messenger RNA. RefSeq names its product pentraxin 3, long a (gene ptx3a). Gene Ontology annotation, biological process: innate immune response. The transcript is spliced from 4 exons. The record is from RefSeq and is a predicted model, not a curated record. Lineage: Eukaryota; Metazoa; Chordata; Actinopteri; Osmeriformes; Osmeridae. Bases 205 to 1599 code for a protein of 464 amino acids. Gene Ontology annotation, molecular function: complement component C1q complex binding.